Messenger RNA from Cordyceps fumosorosea ARSEF 2679, 2550 nucleotides. RefSeq lists its product as hypothetical. Lineage: Eukaryota; Fungi; Ascomycota; Sordariomycetes; Hypocreales; Cordycipitaceae. The record is from RefSeq and is a predicted model, not a curated record. The coding region runs from base 1 to 2550 and encodes 849 amino acids. The transcript has 4 exons.
AUGGCGCCCGACAAUCCAGUGGGUGACGGCGAUGCUGGUACCGUGACCGCCUCCACUGCUCCGGCAUCGUCGACUCCCGCUACCGGCUCCCAAUCUCCUCCUCCUUCUCUCCCGCCUCUUGCUGCUGCUACUUCUCCUCGUCCUGCUUCAGCAUCGCCCUCGGUUACGCCCCCGGCCUCCCAACCGCAUCCUGCCGCCUCUGUCGGCGAGCCGGCAACCGCUGCCUCUGCGACACCAACCCCGACGACUCUCGCUCCUCUCUCUCCUAACACGACUACCACAGCUACCGACGCUGCCGCCACCGAGACAGCUGAAACGAGCUUAAACACAAUACCACACGACACGCUUGCUUCAGCCGCUGAAGCUGCUCCUGGCGGCCAUCUCAACGGUGAAGGCGCGGAGCAGUCUCCCUCGACCGUGACCGACUCCCAAAUGUCCAACCAUCUCCUCCUCGGCCGCCCAGACGCUGCUCCCCCGGCCUCGCGUUCCUCCCCCUCGACAUAUACUGCUGCCUACCGCGCCGACGCCCAGCCACAGCUCCCGGCCGCGCCCUCGACGCCCUUACCCGCUCCUCCGCCCUCGACGAACCAUCCCACGACCCAAUUCGCCCCAUACUCGACGGUGUCAGCACCGCCAACCUCCCAGCCGCUCGAAGCCCAGCGAUCCGUCCAUAGCAAUGGCCCCAACGCCGUCACCCUGCCGAGCAUGCGCACCAUUGACGCCAUGGCCCAGCAGUCUCAGCAGCAGCCGCUGCCGCAGUCGAGCGCCCAGCCUCACACCCUCAACGGGCCGCUGCAGCCCGCGCCUACGUCCGGCCAGUCGUACUACGCGCAGGCGGCUGUGGGCGCCACCUCAGGCUACGGUUUUCACACAGAACUGUCUCGUUACCCUCUACCGCACGAUCCCCGUCUACCAGGAACAAGGGGCUCGAAGAAGGUUGGUUCCAUCGCCUGCUACCCGCCGCCUGCUCGCAGAAUGCGAUGGCAUUCCUGGCCCUCUACCCUCCCUUCUAGUUGGUACUCCAAGUGGAGUCUGAUGCCCUGGUCCGCUCGACGGUUCGACAUCGACACGCAGCAUCUCAAACUCGACAAGCCGCGUCAUGAUACAACCAUGCAUUGGGGAAUGCAGUUGUACGAGAAAAGGGAGCUUGAUCUGGGGUCGCGGAACAGCUGUGCUUGGAUGAGAAAGUCUGUCGCUGCUGGCGCCGGUCUCAGUGCUGUUCUUACUGCCGCUGCGUCGAAACGCGAAUGUCUCGGCUACGACCCCAUCUUUCGCCAGCAACCACCAGCUCAACCAGGGUCAACUCAGCUGGCCCCUUCGCCUACCGCUUCCGCAGCGCUCCCCUCGUCUAAUCCGCCUGGUCCUUCCGUCGGUAACGGACGCCACGUCAACGCGUACGCCGCACCGCCACAGCCGUCCGUGCAGCCGACGUCAUUCCCAUCCAGUUCUGUCCCUCCCACCACGACUGCAAGGCCAACCCCCAACGUCGCCUACCAUUCGACCUCAGCGACCGCUGGUCCCCCGGAAGUAUCCGCAGUGGCCGACCCUCGAUACGAUUAUUCCUCCACCGCUGCUGCUCCACGCUCAUACCAGUCUGCUGCUGCGUUUGAUCCCGCCCGACACGUUGACCACCCGGCAACCGGACCGUCGAAUCAUAGGUUACCAGAGCCAGCUCCGAAGAUGAAUGUUCACCAGAUCAUCGACUCGCUCGGGCCUGGCCCCGCCCGCCCUCCUCAAGUUCCCGCUAGUGAGGGGCUGUUUAGUGAAAUCACCAAGGUCUACCACGAGAUGUAUGCAAGUGGACUUGCAUCGUUCUUCGAGACUACUUUUUACUACUUCUCCGAGGCCGGGAUCAUGUCCUUUCCAAAGUACCCUCCGCUGCUGGAGCAGAUGGCUUCCUUUCUGAAGGUGCUUGAAGCUGUCCAGGCAAAUGACCAGACGCAAAUGGCCUACUCGGGUGUCCUUGAGACUAGAAUUGUCUGGGAUCUUGCCUGCACCGCCUUUCAAGCUCCAGAGCGCAGCAGCGCUGCUAUGCGUGUUACUUUGCCCGACCAAGGUGACGGCGCCGAGGCUCGAAGCCGUUUGCAGGUCGUGAACAGCCUACUGUGCGGCGAGUAUUUACAAGGCAACGCGCUAUCGCCACCAGUAGCCGACGCGAAUGAGCAAAGGACACGCCAGUUUGACUUUUGGUAUAACCUGGCUGACUUUGUCCGACACCGCGAUAACCCCGAGUCGACUCAAGCCCAGGAAGCGCGGGAAGAGAUCCUUGGCAGAAUGCGCCGUCUGCUCGAAGGACGCGAGAACCGUGACCUGCUCUACUCUAUUGCUGUAGUGCGUCACUUAUCCCCUAGCUUUGGACGCAACUACGACUCUUCUCUCCCACAGCAUUUCGAUGAGACGGACCCAAAGCACCGUCUGGCAGUGGCGUCCAAUUUCAUUAUGGAUGAAGCCCAGCUCAACGGGGGCACCACCAACGUCGUCAGACGCAUUAGCGACAUUGCGUGCCGGGCGUUUGUGAAUCCCGGUUUCAACAUUGCGACGAGAACCUGA